GAUCUGGCCAGUCUCAUCAAAUCACUGCGUAUCGAUCAGCCGUUGGUAGACAACAUCACUCUUUUUAAAAGGCCUGGAGACUCCGUUCAGCUCUUUUGUCUUUCUCCCAUAUACGAUCCGAUUUUCCACCUUUCGAAAGAAUCGGAAAAUUCGUUCGUUAUACAGGGCGUUAGCCUCAACCCUGAGACCAAGGUCCUCCUCGAGAUGGCACUCGCGUUGGGUGCUCUUGAAGCAGUAUGGUUCAAAAAUGGCAUCCGCCUUGACAUACCACGGGCAUUUAAAUCUGACCAAUCCUAUUUUUUUGGCUCCGGUAACGAGGCUGUCAAUGACAUCUAUAAGAGUGAUGGGCGUGGUAGUAAUGCAAAAUUCGAGAAUGCCGAUGAAGAUGAGACCCAUUUUGGUGCUAAUAGGCUUUAUAGCGCCCCAAUACUCAAUUUGACUACGAUCGGAUCGCGGGAUGUCGGUCUUUACGAGUGCCAGAUCACCGCAAUCUUGGAUGGAAGUCUUUUUCAAUCUGAGUUUACUUCCUCCGCCUCCCCAUCCUUACAUUUUGAUGAGACAGGGCUUGAGCGAGGCCUUAUAUUCGUACGUCGAAUCUAUUUACGUCUGGUCCAAAAUCAGUCAAAACCGGAAUUAAUGCAUCAAAGCACAGCUCUGCGGGCGACAAUUAUCAAGACCAAGCCGCUGAUUAUCGAUAUCGCGACGGCGAAGAAUUCUCCAGGUUCGUUUUUCUUUACAUUUUUAUGUUGUUUCCGUCAACCGGUGUGCAUGCGUGAUUAUGCGUACGCUUCCGCAAUUAUCCUAUUUGUUUUUGGCUAA
Molecule: messenger RNA, 819 nt
Organism: Protopolystoma xenopodis
Lineage: Eukaryota; Metazoa; Platyhelminthes; Monogenea; Polystomatidea; Polystomatidae
Source: the annotation of a GenBank genome assembly